AUGGCUCUCGUCGAUUCCCAGUUGCCGUCGCAUAUCAAACAUGUCGAAGUUAAAGGCCCCUCAGACUCGAAGCCAACCACGAUCUUAGAGAGUGAGAUCAAUGGAUCUGCCUCAGACAAGGCAGACAUCCAAUUUGAGUUGGAAGAACAUCCAGUCGAUCAGGUGCGACCCAUCAAAGUGGGUGUCAUCGGCGCGGGGCUCACAGGUAUCACUGCGGGUGUAAUGUUGCCCGCCAAACUGCCGGGACUUGAUCUUCGAAUCUAUGAAAAGAACGCCGACGUGGGAGGAACUUGGUUUGAGAAUACCUACCCCGGCGUUCGUUGCGAUAUCCCCGCGCAUGUAUAUCAGUCAGGAAUCUCGCCAAAUACACAGUGGACCGAAGAGUUUGCUCAAGGUGCAGAGAUCAGAGACUACUGGCAGGGUGUCGCAAAGAAGCAUAACGUCUACCAGUACCUCCGCGCGGGACAAAAGGUACAAAAGGCCGAGUGGCACCCCGAGAAGGGCAAGUGGAAGGUUACGAUCGAGCAUGUGGACGGAUCAAAGAUCUACGAGGAGGAGCUGGACGUGAUAAUCAACGCCAUUGGCCAUUUCAAUGAAUGGAAACUGCCCGACUACGAAGGCAUCAAGGACUACAAGGGAACAUUGUUCCAUUCCUCCAACUGGGAUCAUAAUCUUGAUCUGAAAGGGAAAAGAGUGGCUCUCAUCGGAAACGGCGCAUCUGGCCUCCAAGUCCUUCCAUCAAUUCAACCGUUGGCAAGUCACGUCGACCAUUACGCCCGGAAUCCAACCUGGAUCGCGGAUUCCUUCAGCAGCGGAAAUGUGGGCGUCCGUCGCCUGGAGCCAAAUGUGAUACCCGAGGAGCAGCGCGAAUCAUUCAAAGACCCGGAGGUCUACCUGAAAUACCGAAGAGAGAUCGAAAGAGGCUACUUCGAGCGAUUCGGAGCAAUUUUCAAAGAUACACCGGAGAACCAGGCUCUUCGCGAGAAGUGGACCAAUCUGAUGCUGAAUCGAAUCAAAGACAAGCCCGAGCUGGGCGAGAAGAUCCUCCCAGAUUUCCCACCCAACUGCCGUCGCCCAACGCCAGGUCCCGGAUACCUCGAAGCCCUGUCCCAGGACAACGUCGACUACAUCCAAACGCGAAUCAAGCGCUUUACCGAGACUGGAAUAGUGACGGAAGACGGCAUCGAGCGCCAAGCCGAUAUCACAAUCUGCUCCACCGGAGCAAACGUAGACCACGCACCCCCCUUCUCAAUCAUCGCCAACGGAAUCGAUCUCAAGACCGCCUGGAAGCGAGACGGCCAUUUUGGCUUCCCAUACUCUUACCUCGGCUUUGCAACUCCCGGCUUCCCCAAUCUCCUCUGGCUAGGCGGGCCCUAUGCAUCCGGUCACAGCGGCACGGUUCCAAACAGCGUCGAGAAUGUCGUCACAUACAUAGCCAAAGUGCUUCGAAAGAUCCGCAGCCAAGGAAUCAAAUCCAUUGAGCCGGCCAAGCAGGCCGCUGAUGAUUUCGUUGCGUACUGCGACCAGUUCUAUCCUCGCACCGUGUGGUCGGCCAAUUGCAGCUCCUGGUAUAAUGGUGGUCAGCCUGGUGCAAGGAUCCAUGGUCUUUUCCCUGGAAGUGCUGCUCAUGCGAACUACAUCCGCCGGGAUCCUCGCUGGGAAGAUUGGGAAUAUACUUAUGUGAAUCCCAGUGGGAAUCGAUUCGCCUACUUUGGUAACGGAUGGACCACUAGAGAAUUAACACCCGGGGCGGAGCUGACUCCGCAUUUGAGAUUACCAGAAGAUGUGGACUUGAAGUCUUACAUGGAGGGGUGGUGGGAUGUUUGA
Penicillium olsonii is the source of this 1827-nucleotide messenger RNA. The record is from the annotation of a GenBank genome assembly. NCBI's taxonomy places the organism in Eukaryota, Fungi, Ascomycota, Eurotiomycetes, Eurotiales, Aspergillaceae.